AGAAUGUAUAAACCUUCAAUUUAUGCUAGAUUAUAUGUUAAACAGUCUAGAAGAGCGAGAAAUACUCCCCGUGUUUCUCGUCCUUGGCGUCCCAGAGUAAUUGCUUGGGCUGGGCCGGAUGCUUUUAUUCGGAAUAGAUUUUAUGAAUUGGAUAAUUGGUAUAAAGCAAGAAUUCACAAACCAGAACUUUUACCGAAUUUACAUUUAAUUGAUCCAGACACAAUUUUUGAAUCUUUUGAAGAAAAAAUUAAAGGUGAAAAUGAAAAAGAAAAAAAUUUAUUAAAUAUUGGAUUUAAACGUUUGGAACAAAAUUUAACAAAAUUGUCUUCGGAAGAUUUGGUUAAAUUGGAGAAUUUGGCUAUAAAAAAUAAACUUUUUCUUGAUUUUACCAAAAUUGAUUCUUCAAACCAAUUGGCUCUUUUUCAACAUUUUAAUAUUUUUGAUGAUUUAUUUAUGCCUGGAGUUUAUUUUUAUAAUGUUCAAAAUCUGAAUAUUUUUUGGAAUAAAAAAGAAGAAAAUUUCCAAAAUAAUAUUUAUUUCGGAAAUAUAAUUAAAGCUGCAGACACAACAAAUCCUCCAAAUAUUGAAAUUGGAAAUAUUUUGAAAAAUGAUGGAGACACAAAAGAUGAUAAAACUGGCUUUAACACACUUUUGAUGCUUAAUUUGGAAGGUCCAGGUCUCCAAAAUGAAGAAGAUAAUUUAAUUGAAGAAGAAGACCACCAACAACAACAAUUAAUUAAUAAUAUAAAACAAUUAAAAAUCCCCGAAAAAGACCAAUUAUUAAUUAACCAUUUAAAUAAAAAUAAACAAAUAAUUCAUUGGUUUGUUGGGAAUAUUCCUUUAAAUGGAAAAAUUAAUGAUGGAAAUACUUUAAUUAAUUAUAUACAACCAAUGCCUUUUUAUGGAACUGGAUAUCAUCGUUUUGUUUUUAUUUUGUUUCGACAUUCUGAAGUUAUUAAUUUUGACAAAUAUUUUGAAAAUUAUGAUUUUUCUUCUUUUCCUUCCCGUAUAUUCAACACAAAUUCUUUUUACAAACAUUUUGAAGAUAAAAUUACGCCUUCUUCUCUUCGUUUUUGUCAAAUUAAAUGGGAUCCAAGUUGUGAUAGAGCUUUGCAUUCUUUGGGUGUAAAAUCUCCUCGUUAUUGGUAUGAAUGGGAUCAACCUCUUAAAUCAGAACAGAAAGAAUUUCCACUAAAACCGAUGCCUUUUAAUCAUUAUCUCCAAAUGUUUCGAAAUCCAGAAACUGUUCGAAAAGAAGUUCAAAAGAAAAAAUUAGAAAUGUUAGUAAAAUCAAAAGAACAACAUUUAAAACCACAAAAAUAUCCGGACAUUUUUUAUAUGCAAAAUCGUCUAAAUUUGCCUUCAUUUGUUCAAGAAAGAAAUAUGAAAAUAAAUAUUGGAGAAGGUAUAUACUCAUUUUUAUAUAAUAAUUAUGAAAAUCCUGUUGAACAACAUUUAAUUGAAAAAUGGAAAAUUAAAUUUGAGGAAUUAAAAGAAGAAAUUAAGGAAGAAGAAAAUGAAAGGAAAAGAGUUGGUUUAAAUAAAUAA
Meloidogyne enterolobii is the source of this 1548-nucleotide messenger RNA. The record is from the annotation of a GenBank genome assembly. Lineage: Eukaryota; Metazoa; Nematoda; Chromadorea; Rhabditida; Meloidogynidae.